Messenger RNA from Leptinotarsa decemlineata (Colorado potato beetle), 1413 nucleotides. RefSeq names its product nicotinic acetylcholine receptor alpha 9 subunit (gene nAChRa9). Gene Ontology annotation, molecular function: extracellular ligand-gated monoatomic ion channel activity; transmembrane signaling receptor activity. NCBI's taxonomy places the organism in Eukaryota, Metazoa, Arthropoda, Insecta, Coleoptera, Chrysomelidae. The record is from RefSeq and is a predicted model, not a curated record. Gene Ontology annotation, cellular component: membrane. Gene Ontology annotation, biological process: monoatomic ion transmembrane transport.
AUAUUACACGGUUUUCAUCGCUAUCAGCAUUUGCAAUCGGUGAAUUUAUGUUUAACAUCAAUAUAUAGUCUACGGACAUGAGAAACUUUUGUAAUUAUACGUCAUUAGUUUUGAUUUUGUGCCAUCUGUCGUAUCGUCUUAUACAAGCGUAUGAUGGUUUCAGCUGCCCACCCAGCAAUUCUGAAACAACGGCAGUAAAACUCAGAGACUCGCUUCUUUGUAACUAUGAUCAGGCUCUCAGACCGGUGUCCAACCACCGAAAUUCCACAUCUAUUAUUUUCAGACUGAUCCUGAAAUAUUUCGCAUACAAAACCUACGAAAGCAUGCUAAGCUUGGAUGCCUGGUUGACAGUGGUCUGGAAAGAUGAACAUCUGACUUGGAAUCCGGCAGACCACGAAGGGAUCAAAUACCUGCACUUGCACACCAGUGAUAUCUGGACACCCGAUUUGUCGGUCUACAACAUGGCCAGCCAAGGAUCCGAUCCCAAUCUGAUAGGCAAUGUAAAAUGUCUUGUGACGUCCAAGGGACAAGUGCAAGGCGUCAUUCCAAUCCAUCUUGACAUCUUGUGUGUACCAGAUCUGACGAGGUAUCCAUUUGAUACUCAAAACUGCACCAUCAGGUUUGGAUCUUGGAUUCACAAGGGGGAAGAGUUGGACUUGAAGUUCGCAAAGGACAUCCUGGGCACCGAAGAACUCGAACCCAACGGAGAAUGGCAAUUGGUAUCCCAAUCAGCGGUGAAGAAUGCAGGAAAGUACAAAUGUUGUCCGAAUGAGACUUACCCGUCGAUUGAAAUUAGCAUGAACAUCAAACGACUGUCUAGCAGUCACGCUGCAAGUUUUGUUGUUCCCACUUUAGCUGGUGUUAUUCUUACAUUCAUUUUCCUAUCAAUGUCUCCGGUAAACAAAGACAGAUUGACUCUUUGCUACGUGUGUUUCAUCGGACAAUUCAUCAACUCUCAAUUCCUAUCCUGGCAGCUUCCGUUACAUGGUGAAAAGAUACCACUUAUCAUUACUUUUUCGAGAGACUCUCUGCUGUUGACUGUAUUUGCAAUACUUUUUACCGUAGUAUUCAGAACCUUAAUGCAGAAAAAGGUCGCUCCUCCAACCUGGAUUUCAAGCAUAGUUUCGGUUGUGAUUUCCUGCAGACCUGGACAGUUGAUACUUUUGAGCGACUAUUCCACAAGAGGUGUUGCGUCUGCCAAAGGAGAAGAAGACGGUGCUACGAUAGUCCCGACCGAGACCAACUCCACCAACCAAGAUUGGGAGUUAUUUGCAAAAAUUCUGGACAAGUUGUUUCUUUAUACUUACAUCAUUGUUUAUUUAGUGAUGAUACUUUCUUUCUUGCCAUAAAAAUAAAUAUUAUUGUAUCAAAAAUUUUGCUGUGUCAAAUAAAACAACUUUUUGGGAAAGAAAA